GUCGGGGAUGUCUGUAGUGGGCCAGCCACACCCUUCCCGUUCUAGCGGCAGAGCCUACAGCUCCGAAGCCUGAUUGCCGCGACCCGCUCAGUUUCCAGACCCCGCUGGCUGAGGACGCAGUGGGUGGCGACAGCGUCCGGGCUCACAGGCGCUUUUAGCGACGCUCCCCGGCGUUGACAGCGGGUGGUGCGAGCGGCCGCGUACUUUGGUGACGCUCCCUGGCGGUGACAGUCGGGGCGGGGCAGCGGCGCGGCGGCCUCAUUCUGAGGCGGGCGGGCGCUGAGCGCGGCGCGGGCGCGGGCGGGACGGACCGGCGCCUGCCUCGGGAUGCCGCUCGACGCGCCGCGGUCCUUGGUCCUGUGAGCGCCGCUCGCCGCAGCCAUGACGGUGGAGUUCGAGGAAUGCAUCAAGGACUCGCCGCGCUUCAGGGCAACCAUUGAUGAGGUAGAAACAGAUGUGGUUGAGAUCGAAGCCAAAUUGGACAAGUUGGUCAAGCUGUGCAGUGGCAUGAUCGAGGCUGGCAAAGCCUAUGUCACCACCAACAGACUCUUUGUGAGUGGAGUCCGAGACCUGUCCCAGCAAUGCCAGGGUGACACUGUCAUUUCGGAAUGUCUGCAGAGAUUUGGAGACAGCCUACAGGAGAUGGUCAACUACCACACGAUUCUAUUUGACCAGGCUCAGAGGUCUGUGCGGCAGCAACUCCACAACUUUGUCAAAGAGGAUGUGCGGAAGUUCAAGGAGACAAAGAAGCAGUUUGAUAAAGUGCGGGAGGACAUGGAGUUGUCUUUGGUGAGGAAUGCCCAAGCCCCAAGGCACCGGCCCCAUGAAGUAGAGGAGGCCACAGGUGCCCUCACCCUCACCCGGAAGUGCUUCCGCCACUUGGCACUGGACUAUGUGCUCCAGAUCAAUGUCCUCCAAGCCAAGAAGAAGUUUGAGAUCUUAGAUUCUAUGCUGUCCUUCAUGCAUGCCCAGUACAGCUUCUUUCAGCAGGGAUAUAGCCUCCUACACCAGCUGGACCCCUACAUGAAGAAGCUGGCGGCUGAGCUGGACCAGCUGGUGAUUGACUCUGCAGUGGAAAAACGUGAGAUGGAGCGCAAGCAUGCUGCCAUUCAGCAGCGGACACUGCUCCAGGACUUCUCUUAUGAUGAACCAAAAGUAGAGUUCGAUGUGGAUGCGCCCAGUGGCGUGGUAAUGGAGGGUUACCUCUUUAAGAGAGCCAGCAAUGCCUUCAAGACAUGGAACCGGCGCUGGUUCUCCAUUCAGAACAGCCAGCUGGUCUACCAAAAGAAGCUCAAGGAUGCACUGACGGUGGUGGUAGAUGACCUACGCCUAUGUUCUGUGAAGCCAUGUGAGGACAUUGAGCGGAGGUUCUGCUUCGAGGUCGUGUCACCCACCAAGAGCUGCAUGCUUCAGGCUGACUCUGAGAAGCUACGGCAGGCUUGGGUGCAAGCUGUGCAGGCCAGCAUUGCUUCUGCCUACCGAGAGAGCCCAGACAGCUGCUACAGUGAGAGGCUGGACCGCACAGCAUCACCAUCAACGAGUAGCAUUGACUCCACAACGGAUUCUCGGGAGCGUGGAGUCAAAGGCGAGAGUGUGCUGCAACGAGUGCAGAGUGUGGCCGGCAACAGCCAAUGUGGCGACUGUGGCCAGCCAGAUCCUCGCUGGGCCAGCAUCAACCUGGGUGUGCUGCUCUGUAUCGAGUGCUCAGGCAUCCACAGGAGCCUGGGUGUCCACUGCUCUAAAGUGCGGUCCUUGACACUGGAUUCCUGGGAGCCAGAACUCCUAAAGCUGAUGUGUGAGCUUGGAAAUAGCACCAUGAACCAGAUCUAUGAGGCCCAGUGUGAGGGCCCAGGCAUUAAGAAGCCCACAGCCAGUAGCCCCAGGCAGGACAAGGAGGCCUGGAUCAAGGACAAAUAUGUUGAAAAGAAGUUUCUACGGAAGCUGCCCUCUGCACCAACCCGAGAAGCCCCAAGACGCUGGAGGGCACAGAAGUGUCAGCAUCCCCACAGCUCCCCUCAUGCCCCCACCGCUCGCUUCAAAGUCCGGCUUGAGCCAGUCCUGCCUUCCAUCGCUGCUCUGUCCUCAGCCGGUACUGUGGAGCGCAAGUUCCGCCGGGACUCCCUCUUCUGCCCUGAUGAGCUGGACUCUCUCUUCUCCUACUUCGAUGCAGGGGCUGCUGGGGCUGGUCCACGCAGUCUAAGCAGUGACAGCGGCCUGGGAGGUAGCUCUGAUGGCAGUUCAGAUAUCCUGGCCUUUGGUGCGGGCUCUGUGGUGGACAGUGUCACUGAGGAAGAGGGUGCUGAGUCUGAGGAGUCCAGCAGUGAGGUGGAUGGGGAAGCUGAAGCUGAGGCCUGGAGCCUGGCAGAUGUACGAGAGCUGCAUCCUGGGCUACUGGCACACCAAGCAGCUCGGACUCGUGAUCUCCCUGCAUUGGCUGCAGCACUGGCCCAUGGAGCAGAAGUCAACUGGGCUGAUACAGCAGACGAGGGCAAGACACCACUGGUGCAAGCUGUGCUAGGGGGUUCCUUGAUUGUCUGUGAGUUCCUCUUACAAAAUGGAGCUGAUGUGAACCAAAGAGACAGCCGAGGCCGGGCACCCUUGCACCACGCCACACUCUUGGGCCGCACUGGCCAGGUUUGCCUAUUUCUGAAGCGGGGGGCUGACCAGCAUGCCCUGGACCAGGAACAGCAGGACCCGCUGACCAUUGCAGUACAGGAAGCUAAUGCUGACAUCGUCACGCUGCUUCGCCUGGCUCGCAUGACUGAGGAGAUGCGAGAGGCCGAGGCACCUUCUGGCCAACCAGGCCCCCUGCCAGGCAGCAGUCCCACUGAACUACAGUACCGCAGGUGCAUCCAGGAGUUCAUUGGUCUCCACCUGGAGGAGAGCUAGGGCCUGGCAGGCCGGGCAACCGUGGGAUCCCUGCCCUGGCCCCGGCCCCGGCCCAGAAAUCCUGCAUGUCCCUGAAGACCCUAGCCCCUCAUCUAGCCACAGCCCUGCCUGUGACAACCAUGAGCCCAUCCUGACAGCCCCAGAAACCUGGCACUCCUGGAGUCUCCACUCUCCUGCUCUCCUCCCUCCUUCUGGCUGCUCUGAUACUCAGCCAAAGGAGAGGUAACUAAGCACUGAGUCUUUUAUAGCCCCACAUUUGGGGUGGAGGGGUGCUGCAUCAUCUGGUGCCCCUCAUCCCACCUGGGAAACCUUUGUCUUCAGGUGGCUCCUUCAGGGGUCUGGGCUGUUCCUGGCACAAACCACUCAAGGUCCAUGUCACCAUGUGCCCCUCUGCCCUCAGGGCCUAUGUCACCUUGUGCCCCUAUGUUUACUGCCCUAGAAAACUGACCUGCUAGCUGGGUCCUUCCUACAUACCCUACAGAGCUCUUCCUCCAGCCUGGGGCUGGUGGCUGGCCACCAGCACCUUCCCUGGCAGGAGUGGCAGCUCACCCAGGGAAUCAACCUGAGUACCUCGCUCAGUGACCCCAGCAUCCAGGUUGGGCUUUGCAGGUGCUGGGAGUGGAGCUUUGGCCCAGACCUUACACCUUGGCUGGAUGCAGGCAUCCCAAGGCCACAUGGUUGGCCAUUCAGGUCCUUGUGCCUGAGACCCUAGACCCACCUGCCUCCUCCAGAGGCACUGUCUCUGGUAUACUUGGGCCAGAACCCAUGCAUAAAGCAACUGGCACCUUUCACCCUGUGCCCAAUGUUCUUUGUUACUGACUGAGUGGAUUUUCUACAAUGACCUCGUUCUGAUUUUAUUUGCGUCUUUUUUUCUGUGGACCCUCAAGGACCACCCUGAUACCAGCUCUGCCUGCUACUGGGGAGGCCCACAUAGAUCUUCCCUGCCCUGCCCCCCAGCCUUAUUCCUUGGGCUGGGCCUCUGAGAGGUCCAGGGGUUCCUUAUUUGGGAGCCCCACCAAUGCCUUCAAUGUCCCCUUUUCCGAAGGAGUCCCAGGACAGAGGCUGGGGCCCUCUGCAUACUUUGGGCCCUUGGUUAGGUCAAGGCCAGUCAGCUGGUUACUAUGCAAACACUGCCCUGGGAGCAUCCAUGGGCAGUAAGGUGGGCACUGGACCAGGGCCUCUGACUCCCCUGCUUGUCGGCUGUGGCCCUAAAGUGCAAAAUCAGCUCCUUUCUCCUGCUUGAGCUCUGCCCACUGCCUACCCCAUCACCUUUGGGCUGGCAGGACCCCACUCCUUCCUGCUCUGAUCACUCUCGGUUAAUAAACCUCUGCCGCUUGCA
Nannospalax galili (Upper Galilee mountains blind mole rat) is the source of this 4228-nucleotide messenger RNA. It is a transcript of the gene Acap3, whose product is annotated as ArfGAP with coiled-coil, ankyrin repeat and PH domains 3. Gene Ontology annotation, molecular function: protein binding; GTPase activator activity. Bases 382 to 2889 code for a protein of 835 amino acids. The transcript has 24 exons. The record is from RefSeq and is a predicted model, not a curated record. NCBI's taxonomy places the organism in Eukaryota, Metazoa, Chordata, Mammalia, Rodentia, Spalacidae. Gene Ontology annotation, cellular component: cytoplasm.